UGUUAUGAUAACCAGCCUACAUAGUUUUUUGGGCAUUAGUAAAGAGCGGAGUUUUGUGUACACAUAAUGGGACGCUUUCGACGACUUUGGAAAAAAGGCGCAAAGCAUGAGAUUCCAAACAGGUUUAUCUUUAUUGGGAAUACUAUUCCGGAUGGAGUUGAACCACCGGUCCAUUACGAUCAGCAGAAUUAUCCAGACAAUGAAGUUAUUUCCUCCAAAUACACCAUCGUGAACUUUUUACCGAAGAACUUAUUCGAACAAUUUCGUCGUAUAGCAAAUACGUAUUUUCUUCUCAUUGGCAUCAUCAUGAUCGUGAUCAACAGUCCCGUCAGCCCUUGGACAACUUGGCUGCCGCUGCUUUUCGUUGUUGUCAUAACGGGAGCAAAACAAGGCUAUGAAGACUUUCUACGACACGUCAGAGACCGUGAAGUUAACUUGCAGAAAAUCGACGUCGUUCGUAAUGGAGCAAUUCAAAAAGUUAAAGCAAAAGAAAUCCGUGUCGGCGAUAUUAUAAGAAUUAAACAAGAGGAAAGUUUCCCAUGCGAUUUAGUGUUGCUAUCUUCUUCCAACAAGGAGGGAAAAUGUUACUUGACUACGGCCAAUCUAGACGGUGAAACAAAUUACAAGGUUAAGAUCAGCACAAGAAUAACCCGAGAUUUUGAUGAUCCAGAGAAAUUGAAUAAUUUAAAAGGAAACAUUGAGUGUCAACAACCAACAGUGAACCUAUAUCAGUUUAUAGGAACUUUGACCGUUUACCAAUGUGAUUCUUUGAACGCAAUUAGUUCCGUGAAAGCUUCUUUGGGACUUGACAACCUUUUACUUCGAGGAGCCAAACUCAAAGACACGGAAUUUAUCUACGGGUGUGCCGUGUACACCGGCCAACAAACUAAACUCGGCCUUAACUCGCUUAUAACGAGCAAUAAGUUUUCGACCGUUGAAAGGAGCAUGAAUCGCUAUCUUUUGGUUUUCAUGGGUCUUCUUGCGCUGGAAAUAGCCCUUUGUACAAUGCAGAAAUAUUUGUUCCUCUCAAAUUUAGACGGCGCACUUUACCUAGGAGAGAACGAAACGGUGUCAUUGGUUGGUGUGUUGGCCGAUCUAUCAGCUUUUCUUGUCAUUUUCAGCUACAUCGUCCCCAUUUCGUUGUAUACUACUUUAGAAGUGCAAAAAUUCACGAGCAGCCAAUUUUUUGGAUGGGACCUUAAUCUCUAUCAUGAGCCGACUGAUGAACCUGCGAUUUGUAAUACGUCUGACUUGAACGAAGAACUGGGACAAGUGCAGUAUCUUUUCACAGAUAAAACUGGGACGCUAACAGAGAAUUGCAUGGAGUUCCGUCAGUGCUCGAUUGCGGGCAAAAAAUACACCGAAAAAAAUUGCAUGCUUAUGGUUGAAUUGGAAGACGGCCUUCGACACGUUGAACAGUUUUCGUCAUCAGAGGAGCAAUUCUUGAUCACACUAGCCCUGUGUCACACAGCUACCGUAAUCGGUGUUCGUAAAAGCAAAAACGAACAAAAGAACAAGUUAGAAAAUGACAAUCCAACCUUCAUUGCUGACAUAGGAGAUUUCGAAUACCAAGCAUCCAGUCCAGACGAGAAAGCACUCAUCGAAGCCUGUCAGAAGUUUGGAGUAAUUUAUUGCGGAGAGAUUGGCGGCGUUUGCACCAUCUCUGUCAAAGGUGAAAUACGGAAAUAUCGCCGUUUACAUGUUCUUGAAUUUGAUUCAAACCGAAAACGAAUGUCGGUGAUAGUUCAGUUUCCCGACGACUCUAUUUGGUUGCUUUGUAAAGGCGCCGAAAGUACAGUAUUACCUCAUUGUGUGGCUGAAUCAAUAGCCGCAACUGAACAACACAUAAAAGACUACGCAAUACUUGGUCUGCGAACAUUGACGAUAGCAUCGCGUCAUCUCAGUUCAGAAGAAUACCAGGCAAUCGACCAUUUACUGGAAGUUGCUAGCCAAUCGAUGACAAACAGAGAGGAGGAACUGGCCAAAUCUUUCGAUUUUAUUGAGGCACAUCUGACGUUAUUGGGAGCAACCGGAGUAGAGGAUCAACUUCAAGAAGAAGUGCAGGAAACCUUAGAAUCUCUUAAAGUUGCAGGAAUUAAGAUAUGGGUGCUUACUGGUGAUAAAUUAGAAACUGCUGUGAACAUAGCACAUUCUUGUGGCCAUUUCAAACGCGGUAUGCACAUUUUCGAAUUGAGCAUACCGGAUAGAGUAGAAGAAAUUUUACUUCAGACUAAGAAAACUAUACGAAAUGAACAAGAUCUCCAUUAUGGAAUGGUAGUUGAUGGCCAUUGCCUUGCCAUAGCAUUGAUUCAUCAUCGAGCUCUUUUAGCCGACGUGACAAAGCACUGUGAAGCUGUCGUGUGUUGUCGGAUGUCGCCUAUCCAAAAGGCCGAGGUGGUGAAACUGGUCAAAGAAUUCCCAGAAAAGCCUACCACUGCGGCCAUUGGAGACGGAGCAAAUGAUGUGUCUAUGAUUCAAGAAGCUCAUAUUGGAUUAGGUAUAAUGGGCAAAGAGGGUAGACAAGCUGUUCGUUGUGCAGACUUCGCCUUUGCACGUUUCCAUUAUUUGCGCCGGGUUUUAUUUAUUCAUGGUCAGUGGUAUUACUGGCGUAUCUCUUCAUUGGCUAUGUAUUUCUUCUACAAGAACCUCGUGUUUAACACACCGGUCGUCUUCUUUUGCAUAUUCAGUGCCUACUCCACACAGCCAGUUUACGAUAGUUUUCUCUUAACUAUGUACAAUAUUACUUUCACGGGUUUGCCCGUGUUCCUGUUCACUGUUUUGGACCAAAAUUUCACAGAACAGCAGCUUUUAAGCAAUCUUCACUUGUAUGGUUCAACAACAGGGGACGCCCGCAUGAGCUGGACUCAAUUUCUUAAAUGGAACAUCCUUGCGCUGUGGCAUGCAAUCGUUAUUUACUUCGGAACACAUUUACUAUUCUACUACGAGUGUGACGAUGUUUAUAAAGGCCAACCACUGGAUUUCGUUACAUUUGGCACUAUUAUGUGUCAAGUUGUCGCCUGGGUCACGAAUUUAAAGCUCCUGCUGGAGUCACGCCACUGGACUCUUUUAUUCACAGCAUCCGUAGCCGUGUCUGUUCUUCUAGGCUUUUCAGCCAUUGUACUCCUCUAUUGCGCUUAUGACUAUAAUUUCGUCGAGAGUAACGCCAUGUUGUGGAUUUACAUGGUAUCUUCGUCUUCCCUCGCCGCUUGGUUAUUGCAUUUCUUGUUGGUUGUUCUUUGUCUGUUACCGGAUCUUUUAGUGGUCAUGGCAGAAACACAGAUUAUCCGAAACGGCAUUGUUUCUACUCAAUCCUCAGUGCAACUGGCUAAUGGAAAACUAGAACGGAUCGUGUCCUUUAUGAGUCAGCGAUCAAAGAAGUCGUUCGAUGUAGGCUUCUCUCACCGGCGAAACUUAAAGAUGACCUCUAGACAGAACGAUAACAGUCUGGAUCCAUAAAUUAUUCAUCUGGUUGUAUGUAUAGUCAGCAUUGAUUUAAAAUUAUAUCUGUGAAACAUAA
This is a messenger RNA of Daphnia carinata, 3517 nucleotides long. RefSeq names its product phospholipid-transporting ATPase IF-like. Gene Ontology annotation, molecular function: magnesium ion binding; ATP binding; ATP hydrolysis activity. Gene Ontology annotation, biological process: phospholipid translocation. The record is from RefSeq and is a predicted model, not a curated record. Gene Ontology annotation, cellular component: trans-Golgi network; plasma membrane; endoplasmic reticulum. Lineage: Eukaryota; Metazoa; Arthropoda; Branchiopoda; Diplostraca; Daphniidae. The coding region runs from base 67 to 3456 and encodes 1129 amino acids. The transcript is spliced from 22 exons.